Molecule: messenger RNA, 1290 nt
Organism: Penicillium argentinense
Lineage: Eukaryota; Fungi; Ascomycota; Eurotiomycetes; Eurotiales; Aspergillaceae
Exons: 1
Coding region: 1-1290 (429 amino acids)
Source: RefSeq, a predicted model, not a curated record
AUGGAAUCCUUGCGCUUGGAGUUGGAGCUGCCAGCCAGGCAUGACUUAUACUCGACAUUCAAGGGAGACAGCUAUUCUGAGCCCAUUCCUGCAUCUGCAGUACUAAAGCUCAAAUCCAACGAGGGAGAAGAGCUGUCUGAACCGAAUAAAAUCCGCAUCUGUCUUGUACAAAACCUUUCGACAAAGGACGAAAACCACAAUAAUGACAACACGCAUAUCAUGAGCCGCUUCUGCUGCCAAUUUUUAUCGAAAGCUCCACCGAGAUAUUCAUUGACCACACGAUCUUGUUCAAUCAUUGAAAGCCUGACUCUGCGAGUCCCUCCUGUUCCCACAAAUCGCCAGGUAUUCGACAAGAAAUUCAAAUUUCCCUUCUAUAUGCCUGUUGUCGCCAAUAUCCCGGGCACGACAAAAACGGAACUUGGGGAUAUAACAUACCAUGUGGUCGCCUUUAUGACCGCCAAAAGUGGGACCUCAUUUUGUGCGAGUCAAGAGAUCUCGAUUUCUCGUCGCAUAUUGCCCGAACACAAUUCCAUCCAGCAUACCCGUCUCUACCCCAAGCCAAGUGCGAUAGCAAAAAUUCAUCUCUCACAAAAUAUCACUGAAAGCACGGGUUCAACGAUUGCUAUUACCGCAAAAUUAUUUCCUCGUGGACAGCCCAUACCUGCCGAACGCUCUACAGAAAUCAAAUUUGUGGCGAUACGUGAGAUGAGAUGGCGCAUUGAGGAAGUGACGUCGCUUUUGGAUGGAUCACGUCAAAUAAGUCAGCCAGCAUUUCAAGUUCAAACAGAAUCUGAGGCUAUGGAAGAACAGUCCUCUACUCGUGUGAUAUCUAGCGGGUCCCAGAGAGGCUAUUGGGGGACACCGAACAAUCCCCUUACGAAAGCCUCGCAGCAAAUUAAUCUUUCUUUCAUCGACAUUGACUUCAAUGUCAAUCUUCCUCGUAAGGAAGGCUUCUCAUCGGGCAUUGGCCUUCCCUCACAUGGCUUCGAUGUUCCAUCUCCAGACACCCUUCCAUCGCCACUGCAAGAGCUCUUUCCUUCUUCAGCGAAAGGCAAGACAAUGAUGACGGUUGAACACCGGCUGAAGCUUGAUGUGCUGACGAACGAAGAUACAUUUCAUAUCAAAAACGAGAAAUUGGUGGACCGCAAACCUCUGCUGGUUGCGAUAAAUGCAUCUUUCCCGCUCAGUGUAUUCGAGAUGGCGGAAGUUGGCGUCCAGGAUAUGAUGUGCCAAGGCAACCUACCAUGCUACCAGGAUGUGGCUAAAUCUCCCCCACGAUAUGAGAUCUGA